Molecule: messenger RNA, 2820 nt
Organism: Melospiza melodia melodia
Lineage: Eukaryota; Metazoa; Chordata; Aves; Passeriformes; Passerellidae
Product: toll-like receptor 1
Exons: 2
Coding region: 705-2750 (681 amino acids)
Biological process (GO): immune response; toll-like receptor signaling pathway; cellular response to bacterial lipopeptide
Cellular component (GO): plasma membrane
Molecular function (GO): lipopeptide binding; Toll-like receptor 2 binding; transmembrane signaling receptor activity
Source: RefSeq, a predicted model, not a curated record
CCCCGCGUCUGGGAUGAGGCGGAAAAGGGGUGAAUUUCAUAGAAUCAUAGAAUGUGCUGAGUUGGAGGGGACCUAUCGGGAUCAACGAGUCCAACUCCUGGCCCUGUGCAGGACACCCCAAGAAUCACACCACGUGCCCGAGAGCAUUGUCUCUAAACGCUUCCUGGAUUCAGAUAACUCGGCGAUGUGGCUACUUCGCUGGGAAACCGGUUCAGUGCUUACCCGUCCUCUGAGAGAAAAAGUCCAAAUUAAUCUAGUUGCUGAGCUGGCAUAAAACUUUUUUUUUUCCUUUUAAGAAAGUAAUCAUUCCUCAAAGCGAGCACUUACUGACCCGUGGGGUUGCGGAACUGGACGGAGAUGCAGCGUUUCAGACGCCGCUCGGCACCUCCUAUCGCUGUGUUUACGGGAAAUCCCCUGACAGAAGCCGGCGGUGUGUGCACACAUUUCCAGUCGGUGAAACACUUGGUUGAGCAAAGGGGUUGCAGGCUGUCUCCAACAGCCUGUGGUUCUUGUUUCUGUGUAAUUCCUCAUACCCGUUCCUCUUUUUGCGACCUCAUUUUAAAGCGAAGCAUGGCCUUUACAGUGGUGAAAGGCAACACAGCACCAUUUCUAUCACUAGUCUGCCAGCGAGAGAAGUUACUUUUGACACAGAAGGCAAACCAGCACAUCGUGAGCCACUGAGGAGAGCUACUCCAAGAGGUCACAUGAAAUCAUACAGUACUACUGAUUGGAACAAAAAUGGACAGUUAAGAAAAGUAUUGAGCGCCUGCAAGGAAAGAGAAAACAGUAUGACACUAAAUAUGAGCUUUCUCAGAAACGUUUUUCUGUAUAAGUGUCUGUUUGCAUUAACUUUUUGGAACCAUGUCAGCCUGUCUGUGGAAGAUGAACUCUUUACAUCUGUUUCUAAAAAUUUUCCAGAAGAUGUUUCUAACCAAAAAAUCACGAGCCUGCCACUCCUGUAUACAAAGAGCCGUCAGUCCGAAACUGAUGGUGAUUGGGUUGUGAUACAAAAUACUACAGAAAGCCUGUCAUUGUCAGAAAUCGAAAACAAAAAUGUAAAAAAGUUGAUAGCUUUAUUAUCUAAUUUCAGACAAGGAUCCAAGUUACGAAAUCUGACACUGACAAAUGUGUCAGUGAACUGGAAUGAUCUCAUGGAAAUGUUUCAGACUGUAUGGCACUCAUCCGUUGAAUACUUCAAUAUUAACAAUGUAACACAGCAGUUAGACAUUGAACGUUAUAACUUUGACUAUUCAGGUACUUCCAUGAAAGCAUUGACAAUGAAGGAAAUUAAAAUCACAGACAUGUACUUUUCACAGGAUAACCUAUACAAAAUAUUUGCAGACAUGAAUAUUAGAGAGAUGACAAUAGCUGAUUCAGAGAUGAUUCAUAUGCUUUGUCCUUCACGUAAGAGUUCCUUUAGAUACUUAAAUUUUUUAAAGAAUGAUUUAACAGAUUUUCUUUUUCAAAAAUGUGACAACCUAGCUCAGCUGGAGACAUUAAUCUUGCAGAAGAAUAAAUUUGAGAGCCUUCGCAAAGUAAGCUUCAUGACGAGCCGUAUGAAAUCCCUGACAUACCUGGACAUGAGCAACAACCUGCUGCGCCACGAUGGAGCUGGCGUGCAGUGCCAGUGGGCCGAGUCUCUGGCAGAGCUGGACCUGUCCUCCAAUCAGUUGGUGGAUGCUGUGUUUGAGUGCUUGCCAGCCAACAUCCAAAAACUCAGCCUACAAAACAAUCACAUCAGCAAUGUCCCCAGCAGGGUGGCGGAGCUGAAAUCCUUGCAGGAGCUGAACCUGGCAUCGAACAGGCUGGCCGACCUGCCGGGCUGCGGCGGCUUCACGUCCCUGCAGUUCCUGAAUGUGGAGAUGAAUUCGAUCCUCACCCCGUCUGCCAACUUCUUCCAGAGCUGCCCGAGGGUCAGGGAGCUGCAGGCCGGGCACAACCCGUUCCAGUGUUCCUGUGAGCUGCAAGCCUUUAUCCAGCUGGAGAGGCGCUCCGGGGGGAAGCUGUUUGGCUGGCCGGCGGCCUACGUGUGCGAGUACCCAGAGGGCUUGCGAGGGACGGAGCUCAAGGACUUCCACCUGAGCCCGCUGGCUUGCAACACGACGCUGCUGCUGGUGACAGCUCUGCUGCUGACCCUGCUGCUGGUGGCUGCGGUGGCCUUCCUGUGCAUCUACCUGGACGUGCCGUGGUACGUGCGGAUGACGUGGCAGUGGACGCAGACGAAGCGCAGAGCUUGGCACAACCCCCCCGCAGAUCAGGAGGCCAUUCUGCAAUUCCACGCAUUCAUUUCCUACAGCGAGCGCGAUUCGCUGUGGGUGAAGAACGAGCUGAUCCCAAACCUGGAGAGGGAGGAGGGCAGCGUGCAACUGUGCCAGCACGAGAGAAACUUUAUCCCCGGCAAGAGCAUUGUGGAGAACAUCAUUAACUGCAUUGAGAAGAGCUACAGGUCCAUCUUUGUGUUGUCUCCCAACUUUGUGCAGAGUGAGUGGUGCCACUAUGAGCUGUACUUUGCCCAUCACAAGUUAUUCAGUGAGAAUUCCAACAGCUUAAUCCUCAUUUUACUGGAGCCCAUCCCUCCGUACCUUAUCCCUGCCAGGUAUCACAAGCUGAAAGCUCUCAUGGCAAAGCGCACCUACAUGGAGUGGCCGAAGGAGAGGAGCAAGCGCCCCCUAUUCUGGGCCAACCUCAGGGCAGCCAUUAGCAUUAACCUGCCAAAAGGUGAUGAAAACUUGUAUGAGGAAACAGAUUAAGCAUCUUUCUAAUGGAGUUUCAUCUGUUUUUUCUUAGUGAAAUAAUAAAUACAAUUUCCAUUCAUUGUAA